GGUUGCAUUCGAUUACCGAUAGUUAAGCUCAAAUAUCGAUCCCGAUUACAUCGAGAUAAGUUCGGAGGAAGAGGAAGGGAGUGUUUUGACAAUAUUGGGCAACAUUCGGUGGGCCCAGCUAAAAUUAUUUCAUUUAGAGCUAUCCGUUCGCACAUUUUUUAAACAAAAUAUGCCGGCUUAUCAUUCCCAGUUUUUGAACCCUCCCCAAACUGUUGGGAAUAUGGCUAUAUUGCCAUUGAAAACUCAAUUUAGGGGGCCAGCUCCAAAAGAAACUGGAGAUUCCGAUAUCCUGGAUGAGGCGUUGUACUAUUUCAAAGCAAAUGUUUUCUUCCGAACAUAUGAAGUCAAAAGUGAAGCAGACAGACUGCUUAUUUAUCUGACACUCUACAUCACUGAGUGUCUGAAAAAGCUUCAAAAGUGUUCUAACAAAAGUACAGCCCAGAACGAAAUGUAUUCAUUGGCGAUAUCCAAGUUUGACAUUCCUGGUGAACCAGGGUUCCCACUUAACUCUGUAUAUGCCAAACCCACUAGCCAACAUGAAGCAGAUCUAUUGAGGCAGUAUUUGACACAAGCAAGGCAAGAGAUAGGGUUAAGACUGGUAGAUAAAGUUUUCUUCACAGAGGAUGGAAAGCCAUCAAAAUUUUGGCUCUGUUUUGCUAAAAAGAAGUUCAUGGACAAGUCCUUAUCAGCGCCUGGAAUGUGAGAAGUCAUUUUGUUAAUCCUUCCUGUUUAUCUUUCCGUUAUGUAUUCGUGCAAAAGGGUUUGAUCAAAUAAAUUUAAUUUGUUCAAUUUUA
Daphnia magna is the source of this 794-nucleotide messenger RNA. It is a transcript of the gene Arpc3A, whose product is annotated as actin-related protein 2/3 complex subunit 3. Bases 170 to 703 code for a protein of 177 amino acids. Gene Ontology annotation, cellular component: cytoskeleton; Arp2/3 protein complex. Gene Ontology annotation, biological process: Arp2/3 complex-mediated actin nucleation; regulation of actin filament polymerization. The transcript is spliced from 3 exons. Gene Ontology annotation, molecular function: actin filament binding. Lineage: Eukaryota; Metazoa; Arthropoda; Branchiopoda; Diplostraca; Daphniidae. The record is from RefSeq and is a predicted model, not a curated record.